Molecule: messenger RNA, 1629 nt
Organism: Ilyonectria robusta
Lineage: Eukaryota; Fungi; Ascomycota; Sordariomycetes; Hypocreales; Nectriaceae
Product: major facilitator superfamily domain-containing protein
Exons: 5
Coding region: 1-1629 (542 amino acids)
Biological process (GO): transmembrane transport
Molecular function (GO): transmembrane transporter activity
Source: RefSeq, a predicted model, not a curated record
AUGUCUCCAACUGAAGAACACAAUGAUCCGGCCUGGCCCCCAGGCACUGUCCGUCUCGAAGAGGAGGACCGCUCAAAUGAGAUCAUCCUGCAGCCUCAGCCGACACGAGACCCCAAUGAUCCACUGAACUGGCCAAAGGGCCUCAAGUAUCUGAACUUUGGCCUCGCAGCUUUCUAUUCUUUGAUGGUGUUUGCACUCAUCGAUGUUGCAACCCCAACCUGGGGUCCUAUGCACGAAGAGCUGGGCUUCAGCUAUGAUGCGCUGAACAACAGCUACGCCGCUGGAUGUGCCGCGCUCGCCGUCGGAGCCCUCGUCUUGAUUCCCUUCGCGCUCAAGUACGGUCGACGCCCGGUCUACAUCUUCAGCACCGCCAUCCAGAUGGGCGUCUCCAUCUGGUCUGCUCGCCAGCAAAACGUGGUGGACUUGAUGAUGGUCAACAUUAUAAGUUGCUUCGUCGGUGCUCUCGCCGAGACUGUCGUGCAGAUGACCGUCGCCGACGUCUUCUUUGUCAACCAGCGAGGAACCAUGAAUGGCCUGUACUUCUGGUCAACCAGAAUCGGUGCAUCUCUUGCCCCAAUGGCAGCAGGCUAUGCCACCGUCUCCCAGGGGUGGCGCUGGGUCUGGUGGUGGGUUGCCAUCCUUUUUGGGCUUCUCCUGGUGGCUAUGAUUUUCGCCUACGAGGAGACGAAGUUCGUUCCUACAGCCAUUGAGGGCGUUAACCUGGCCUACGGGGAGGGAAUGACCACCAUCGAAGACAAAGAGACAAAAGAUCUUGAACUGGCUCGUGCCAUGACACCAGUCGAGGCUCCCUCAAGAAAGCUUGCGGUCGCUUCAAUCGACCCUACCAUACCCAGGAAGACGUACAAGCAGCGACUUACCCUCACGACUUCAUCACCAGGGACUCCUCAUUCCUUCUUCCGCCACUGCUACCAGCCAUUCCAGAUUCUCUUCUCAGUUCCAGGCGUCUUCUACAUGUCCCUCGUCUACGGUGGCAUGAUGGUUGCAUCCAAUGUCCUGGUCACGACCGUUUCCAACUGGAUGACUCGGGCCCCGUAUAACUUUGGUGCCGAUCAGAUUGGCCUCAUGAGUCUCGCUCCGUUCACCGGAGCAACUUUGGGGACUCUCAUCUGUGGCCCCUUGAGUGAUUGGUUGAUCCUCGUCCUCGCCAAGCGGAACAAGGGCAUCUACGAGCCUGAGAUGCGACUCUGGGUUAUGGCAGCAUUCGCUCCUUUCGUGCCUAUCGGAAUGAUCCUGUUCGGUGUUGGGCUGAACAGCGGCUGGCCUUGGCCGAUCCUCGCUAUCGGCUAUGGCAUGUGUAGUUUUGGAACAGCUCCAGCAGGCACCAUCGCCUUGACCUAUAUCACCGAUGCCUACACUGAGAUCGUGGGUGAUGCCAUGGUCGGCGUAACGUUUACUCGUAACGUGUGCUCUACUAUGUUCAUCUUCGCCCUCCCACACUGGAUCGCCUCCGCCGGACUGCAGAGUGUUUAUAUCACCAUGGGCGUUCUAAUUACCGCCAUUCUUCUUGGAAGUGGGGUUUUUAUCGCAUUCGGCAAGGGAUUCCGUUUCCGAUUCCGCGAGACUUAUAGGUACUUUUCUGUGAGGCAGUUUGAGCCGAGGGUUGUGUAA